GCUCCACUGACCCCGCGACUUGGUUUGUGCGGCGAACACACAAGUUCGUAAGUGGGGGAUCGAGAGGGGUUCCGAUAGGGAACAUGAAGCUAUAGCUAGGAGAGUGGGUGGAAUUGGAGUCAAUGGUGCUAGGUUUGUUCAUCAGUCAGCAGUUAGGAAAGAGCUGGCUUCCUCUGCAUUGAAUGAUGGGGGAUGUUAAUUUGCAUCGACAUCGGCCGAAGAUCGAACCACCCUGGAUGAUGAGAUGAUUCGUUUUUGAGGCGAGGAUAAGGCAAGACUGAGUACCUUUAUACAGUCUCAUUCGGUUCAAACGAAUAAUCACGUAGGUAGUGAGAGCAUCAUACGGGAUCCAACCAUAUCUACACAAGAAAACGUCCGUUCUUCAAAGACUUCCAUAGACACCACAGCCACACAACGACUUCGGGUCGGCAAUCGAAGCAAACAUGACAACAAGCUCAUCAACUCCUGUGAGCUCACAAACCAAUGGCCACACAAACGGCUCGCACCAAAAUGGCCACACGUCCAAAACCGAUGUCUGCGUCGUCGGAGCCGGACCAGCCGGCUUAAUGCUCGGAUCUCUCAUGGCGAGAUUCGGCCAAAAGGUCCAAGUCAUUGACGAAAGGCCAGAUCAGACUACAGUAGGCCGUGCGGAUGGAAUUCAGCCAAAGUCGAUUGAGACGCUGCAGAUGCUGCGCCUCGGCGACGAGCUAUUCCGCACCGGUGUUAAGGUCCACGACAUCUGCAUGUGGCAGAGCUCCAGUGAUUCUGACCUGCACCGGUUGAGUCGCUCGAUUCACUACCCUCCAUCUGUUGUGGAUCUCUUGCAACCCUACAUCUUGUUGUGUCACCAGGGCAUGAUUGAAGGUGUCUUUAUUGAUGACCUUCGCAAGAGCGGCGUCGAAGUGAAACGUAGUCACAGCUUCCAGGCUUACAGCACUUUGGACGAUGGCUCAUUGAGCAUUGAAUGUGAUCGGCAAGGGGAAGGAAAGACAUCCAUCAACUCGGAGUUCCUUGUGGGAUGUGACGGCGCUCGAUCUCUCGUUCGAAAGAGCAUCCCCGACACAUUCGCCCAAGGUUCACCGCAUGCUUCAGUAUGGGGUGUCCUCGAUGGAGAACUAGAGACCGACUUCCCCGACCUCUGGAGCAAGACGGUAGUCUUUUCUGAGAAGUACGGCUCCAUCCUCAUCAUCCCCCGCGAACGCAACAUGACGCGCUUCUACAUCGAAAUGAAAUCGUCAACAUCCUCGAAAGACCUGGGAGAAGAAUAUGUGAUGGAACAAGCCCGCCUGAUCCUCUCGCCCUACAACGUCAAAUGGCGUUCCGUAGAAUGGUUCGGCAACUACCAAGUCGCCCAGCGCGUCGCCGCCCGCUUCUCAGACCCGGCCCAGCGCGCCUUCAUCGCCGGCGACGCCAGCCACACGCACAGUCCCAAAGCGGCGCAGGGCAUGAACACGAGCAUCCACGACACCUGGAACCUCGGGUGGAAGCUUAACCUCGCGCUGCGCGGGCUCGCCAAGGGCGACGUAUUGCUUGCGACGUACGAGCAGGAGCGCAAGAAGAUUGCGCACGAUCUCAUCAACUUCGACUUUGAGCACGCCAACGAGAUCGCUCGCGGAGACGCGAAGCGGUUGGCAGACAACUUCAAGACGAACACGCGCUUCAUUUCGGGCGUCGGGGUCGAGUAUGGCGAGAACGAGCUCAACCGGGAUCGGGAUGACGGCGUCAAGGGUGCCGCGAAGCCGGGAUGUAAUCUCCCGCCUGCAAAGGCUACCCGUUAUAUCGAUGCUUGCCCUAUCGAUGUGCAGCUCGAUAUUCCGGUUCUGAGCCAGUUCCGCAUCUACGCCGUCUUGAACGACGUCUCUAGCGCUGCGGGUGUCUCUUUUCUGCGUGACUUCAGCACCGGCGUCGCAUCUGCAUCUUCAUUGGUGUCGAGACUUUCCGCAGCGGCGGCGCAGUCGUACAAGGUGAAGCCACGCGCCAGUCGGAUGGACGAUAUUCAUGUACGCCCUGAGAGAUAUACAUCCGUCAGUCAAUUGUGCACAUUUGCGCUCAUCACAUCUACGGAAAAGGAGAACUUUGAAAUCUCCUCGCUUCCUCCCGUAUUCUCACAGAGUGCCUGGACCAUCUACCUCGACGAUGUAGCACCUCUGGAUACACAGGGACGCUCCUGUACAGACAAGUGGCUUGGGGGUCUCGGGACGGACGAGGCUUCCCUCAUCGUCGUUCGACCGGACGGCUACGUGGGUGCCAUCGGCCGCUGGCAGGCAAGCGAAAGCGGCACCGGUGGGAUGGCGGCGCAAUGGCUGGAUGACUACUUCGGCGGUUUCUUACAAGCGCCGGACACUUAUUAAAUCGCGCUUCAUGCGGUGCGACUUCAUGGCAGAGCGGUGUGGGCAAACGAGAAGCAGUAUGUAUGUACAUGUAGCAUCAGCUGGUCCUACAGUGAGACCGGUCGAUCUGAGUUAAUUAACCCGUUGAAAGGACUGGGCGUACACGUGUGACGUAUGUACUUUAAAAUAUCAGACUGAUAGUGAGCUACAGGUAAUUCAGGCGAGACAUGGCCCAAGACCCAUGUAGACUGUUAUGUUAGCUCAACAAGCAUGAGUCGUCUUUGCGGCUAUUACUACAAAGUACAUCGUUUAUUCUGGCCUCAAAAUGAAAUAGGCGCAAUUGACAAAGUCCCAU
Molecule: messenger RNA, 2685 nt
Organism: Colletotrichum acutatum
Lineage: Eukaryota; Fungi; Ascomycota; Sordariomycetes; Glomerellales; Glomerellaceae
Product: FAD binding domain-containing protein
Exons: 3
Coding region: 444-2351 (635 amino acids)
Molecular function (GO): oxidoreductase activity; FAD binding
Source: RefSeq, a predicted model, not a curated record